AUGGGACCACAAAAUGACACACAAAUUUCUGAAUUUUUUCUUCUGGGAUUUUCAGAGGAAUCAGAACUACAGCUCCUCAUCUUUGGACUUUUCUUCUCCCUGUACCUGGUCACUGUGCUGGGGAACCUGCUCAUCAUUCUGGCUGUCAUCUCAGCCUCCCACCUGCACACACCCAUGUACUUCUUCCUCUCCAACCUGUCCUUUGUGGACAUCAGCUUCACUUCUACUACUGUCCCAAAGAUGUUGGUGAACAUUCAGAUGCAAAGUAAAGUCAUUACCUAUGUAGGCUGCAUCAUACAGAUUUAUUUUUUUGCGUUAUUUGCAGGGUUGGACAACUUCCUCCUGGCCGUGAUGGCCUAUGACAGGUAUGUGGCCAUCUGUCACCCCCUGCACUACACACUCAUCAUGAACCCCAGGCUCUGUGGAUUUCUGGUGCUGGUGUCCUGGGUCACAAGUGCCCUCAAUUCUUUAUUGCACAGCUUAAUGGUGUUGCGACUGUCUUUCUGCACAGACUUGGAAAUCCAACACUUUUUCUGUGAACCUAAUCAGGUGGUCCACCUUGCCUGCUCUGACACUUUCCUUAAUGACCUGGUGGUGUAUAUUACAGCUGUGUUGCUGGCUGGUUGCCCCCUCAGUGGUAUCCUUUACUCUUACUCCAGAAUAGUGUCCUCCAUCUGUGCAAUCUCAUCAGCUCAAGGCAAGUACAAAGCCUUCUCCACCUGUGUGUCUCACCUCUCUGUGGUAUCCUUGUUCUAUUGCACACUCCUGGGGGUGUAUCUUAGUUCUGCUGUGACCCAAAACUCACCCUCAAGUGCAACAGCCUCUGUGAUGUACACUGUGGUCACCCCCAUGCUGAACCCCUUCAUCUACAGUCUGAGGAAUAAGGACAUCAAGUGCGCUCUGAAAACACUCUUUGAGAAACUAUAA
Messenger RNA from Marmota flaviventris (yellow-bellied marmot), 927 nucleotides. RefSeq names its product olfactory receptor 7A17-like. Gene Ontology annotation, molecular function: olfactory receptor activity; G protein-coupled receptor activity. Gene Ontology annotation, biological process: G protein-coupled receptor signaling pathway. Gene Ontology annotation, cellular component: membrane. The record is from RefSeq and is a predicted model, not a curated record. Lineage: Eukaryota; Metazoa; Chordata; Mammalia; Rodentia; Sciuridae.